AGGCCGACCGGCAAUGGGCGCCAUUUUGAAACCCCGAGCCCUCCCGCGGCGGCAGCUCGCUGUGGCGGUUCGUUCCCGCCCGCUCCCGGACGGCGCCUCCCCCGCCGCCACCGCGCGACAUGGCAGGGGUGGCAGGAGGCGGCGGUAACGGCAACGACUUCCAGUGGUGCUUCUCGCAGGUGAAGGGAGCCGUGGACGAGGACGUGGCGGAAGCUGAUAUUAUUUCAACAGUUGAAUUUAAUUACUCUGGUGAUCUUCUUGCAACAGGAGACAAAGGUGGCAGAGUGGUUAUAUUUCAAAGGGAACAAGAGAACAAAAGCCGUCCUCAUUCUAGGGGAGAAUAUAAUGUUUACAGUACCUUCCAGAGUCAUGAACCUGAGUUUGACUACUUGAAAAGUCUAGAAAUCGAGGAAAAAAUUAAUAAAAUUAGGUGGUUACCACAACAGAAUGCUGCUCAUUUCCUGCUGUCUACGAAUGAUAAAACUAUUAAAUUAUGGAAAAUAAGUGAAAGGGAUAAAAGAGCCGAAGGUUAUAAUUUAAAAGAUGAAGAUGGAAGACUUAGGGAUCCUUUCAAAAUCACAGCACUACGGGUGCCAAUACUGAAACCCAUGGACCUAAUGGUAGAAGCAAGUCCCAGAAGGAUAUUUGCAAAUGCACAUACUUACCAUAUAAACUCUAUUUCAGUAAAUAGUGAUCAUGAAACGUACCUUUCAGCAGAUGACCUAAGAAUUAACCUAUGGCAUUUAGAAAUCACAGAUAGAAGUUUUAAUAUUGUAGAUAUUAAGCCUGCCAACAUGGAGGAGCUGACUGAAGUGAUCACGGCUGCAGAGUUCCACCCCCACCACUGCCACGUGUUUGUGUACAGCAGCAGCAAAGGCACCAUUCGGCUCUGUGACAUGCGCUCCUCAGCCCUCUGCGACAGGCAUUCCAAAUUUUUUGAAGAACCUGAAGAUCCUAGCAGCAGAUCAUUUUUUUCAGAAAUAAUAUCAUCAAUAUCUGAUGUAAAAUUCAGCCACAGCGGGCGCUACAUGAUGACAAGAGACUACCUGUCUGUCAAAGUCUGGGAUCUCAAUAUGGAGAACAGGCCUGUAGAGACAUAUCAAGUUCAUGAGUACCUUCGAAGCAAGCUUUGUUCCCUGUAUGAAAAUGACUGCAUCUUUGACAAAUUUGAGUGCUGCUGGAACGGUUCUGAUGGCGCUAUCAUGACCGGGUCGUACAACAACUUCUUCAGGAUGUUUGACCGCAGCACGCGGCGGGACGUCACCUUGGAGGCGUCCAGGGAGAGCAGCAAGCCUCGUGCCAUCCUAAAGCCACGCAAAGUGUGUACGGGUGGUAAAAGGAAGAAAGAUGAAAUCAAUGUUGACAGUCUGGACUUCAACAAGAAGAUUCUUCAUACAGCAUGGCACCCCAUGGAGAACAUCAUUGCUGUAGCUGCCACCAAUAAUUUGUAUAUAUUCCAGGACAAAAUUAACUAAAGGUGACUGACCUGAGGACAGAGUUGUCUUCUUGCAUAGUUAAGCUCAGUUGUUUAUCUGUAAAAGAGAAGGCCUUGUUGUCCUACCAGUGAAGAACAUUGAUGCACUUACUUCCCUUUAGGUAAAGGAGAGGAUCUGGCCUGGUUUUUGCUUUCACGGUGCGGUUCUGCCUUCGCCGAGGGUAGGGAGCGUCAGUUGCAGUUUUCUGAGGGAAACCCUCUGGAGGCAGAGCUGAUGGACAGCGCUCAAUCGGGCCAAUACAAAACAAAUGUAUUUAUUGAAGUCUGAGCCUUCCUUUCCAGUUUAUAGACCAAAAAUUUAACACCCGAGAAGAAAACAAAAAAAGUCAUAGAAACGUAAUUUCUAUCUUCUGCGCUCUUUCUCUGCUGUAAUAUUUGGGCCUUUCAAGACAUAUAUUGUGCUUAAUGCCUGUAAACAUUCCUCCUCUGGCCUGUAUCUAGGCUUAGGUGUUUUUACCUUGGAGCACUUAGGUAGGUCUUGAGUUGGGUUGCUAGACAGGUUUCCAUGGGUAUUUACUCACCAGUUGUAUCUAUUGCCACACCUUCUGGUGUAAACCACUUAAUAAAAUAACAAACUAAAACAAGUGUUUUUAAAUCUGAAGGUAUGUAUUCAGUCUUUUUUAUUUUUUUUUUUAUUGCAUGUACUGAGAUUGUCAGGUCUGCCCAUCAGGAUGGCUUUUUCACGACGUUUGUCCCAACACACUGAUUUCUAGCAGACUAAUACAAACUUUUUUGUGUAGUAUUUUGAAUUCUAGAUUUCGAGUUUCCUUGGAAGUGUCAUUUAGUUUAAGUUGCACUGGUUUUCUUGUAAAACAGCUUUUGUAUGCAGAGUAGGAGAUGGAAGAGGUCAGCGUAAAGAAGUCUGCAGCCUUAAUAGAAAGUGACCACCUUGCACAAAAGGGAAAACAAAUUUUCUUCUUUGAAGAUAAAAAAAUAAAAUCUAAGUUUAUCUGAUGCCUCUCAAUGUUAGGUAGAGACAUACCUUAUGUGCAUUAUGUUUUUUAACCUUUUUAGUACUUGUCAUGAAGAUACACUUUAUUUUAAAUGUUUGGCAUAAUAUCUUGUAUUUCACAUUGCAGUCAAAACCAGCAAUAAAAAGUUUCUUGAUUAUGCCAAGCAGCAACACAGCUUAAUACAUUUUAGUACGUUCUGACAUCGGGCUGUCAGAAAAUACUGAGGCUGCUAGCUGGUGUUACUAUGUUAUAACUGUUCUUGCUAGUUGUUUUGGUUUUGGUUUUUAAAGCCUUAGGUACUUUUUUUUGUUCCAAAGGGGCCUAAAAUGCAUCAACCUCUUCUUCACCCUGAGCUAAUGUGGGUGAGAGAUUGCUCCUGAAGCUGGUCAGCACAUCUGGUAGUGCCAGGCGGCUGGGCGUCGCGCUCUGGGAAAGGUGCCUGCAAGUUAAAUGUUCUCAGAGAUCCCUUCAGCUUCCCAGAGCAAACACAAGAAGUGUGGUUUACACUCCACUUGUAUUGGAAUGAAGGUGUGUUAUGAUUACUAAAUCAGAUCCGCGUAUGCAAACGUGAGAGUGUCUGUUCUUACCCUCAAUUAUUGUCCAUAGAGUGCCACUCUUGUUCACGGUAAGCUAGUAAGUACGGCUAACUUUGAGGUUCUGCAAAUAAAGUUUAAAUUAAAAAAGAAAAAAAAAAGAAAAAAAAAAAAAAGAAAAAACCUUCUACUGUAUAUUGGUUGUGACACUAUUUGCAAAUCUUGAACUAUGGAACUGCUGGGUCAUGAAAGGGUUCAAUUUGACCUUGUUCCUGAAAUGCAUAAUAGAGCUAAUACAAUGGGAUUGUACAUACUUGUUCAAUUAUUUUGACCAAAAAGUUUAAUAAAUUUUAAAUGUUUACCUGGA
Molecule: messenger RNA, 3348 nt
Organism: Lagopus muta (rock ptarmigan)
Lineage: Eukaryota; Metazoa; Chordata; Aves; Galliformes; Phasianidae
Gene: PPP2R2D
Product: protein phosphatase 2 regulatory subunit Bdelta
Exons: 10
Coding region: 120-1475 (451 amino acids)
Biological process (GO): peptidyl-serine dephosphorylation
Cellular component (GO): protein phosphatase type 2A complex; cytosol
Molecular function (GO): protein binding; protein phosphatase regulator activity
Source: RefSeq, a predicted model, not a curated record